AAUGACAUGAUUGACUGACAAUUUGAGCCGGUAUUUUGUGAAGUUUUGGCGGACUUAUUUUUUUGUUCAAGAUUACGCAUUAAAACAAUACAAUUUGUUUAAAACUGAGUGUUGUGACCUAGGUUUGAUCUUGACAAAAUAAGUUACUAACCAAAAUGUGGAAUGAUCAAUCGGUCGUUGGAGGAGGGUUUUUAAACUCGCCAGGUCAAUUUGGUGCCACUACCACUCCUGGUCAAGCCCAAAAAACUAGCCGAAGAGUUUCACGUACAGCACCUAUAGUUAUCAGACAGGCCUUGCACUGUGGAGAUGAUGGAGUUAAGAUUUGGGGCACUGAAAUCCAAAUUGUGUCAAUACUUGCUCGUAUUAGAAAUAUUCGUAUGCAGAGCUCCAAGAUUACAUAUACUAUUCAGGAUAUUACAGGGAGAAUGCGAGCAGUCUUAUGGAUUGAUCAAGAAGCAAUGGAAGAAGAUGAUAAGUCCACACCAAAGGUUCAAGUAAAUGAUUAUGUCCAGAUUUUUGGAAAUGUUAAAACAAACAAAGGCAAAAAGGUUCUGAUGGCAUUCAAAAUUAUGCCAGUAACUGAUGUCAAUGCAAUAACUUUCCAUUAUCUUCAGUGCAUCAACAAUAAAGUGAAAAUGGAGGCAGAUUCUAAGAAAGAAAAAGUUGCAACUAACAAUCCAACAUUUACAAGUGGAUUACCAGCCAACUCCAUGGUUGGAAUAAAUGAGAACACUGGCUCAGUGAAUGGAUUGAAUCCACGACAGAUGAUGGUCUUCAACUUAAUUAGAAGCUCAACUCUAGAGCAAGGAAUCAGUAAACAAGACAUGUACGCUACACUGAAAGACCGAAUGGCUCAAAUUGAAUUUGAGAAUAUUCUGGAAUGGAUGUGUGGCGAAGGCCAUAUCUACUCUACUAUUGAUGAAGAACAUUUCCGUGCCACAGAUGCUUUCUAAAAGUAUGCUGCGACCAGAUUUCAAUGUUUCUAACAAUACUGCAGUCUGAAGUAGUACACUUGAAAUCCAUUCAAUGAAGUGUAAACUGUUAUAAAUGAACGUGUGCAGUGUUGUUAGUUAUGUAAUGAUUGUAAUAACCAUGUUCAAAGAAGCCUUAUCCUCGUAAGACCGAAGAGUAAAUUUUGUCGACUUCUAAGUAUCGCCGAAUGUGCUUUCAGAAGAACGAAUAAUUUGUAGUAGUAAACGCCGAGCACUUCGAGUAAAAAAAAUUGUACGUUAGAGAUUUUCUUUUGCAUUCAUAUUUUCAGGGGCCCUAUAUAAUAGUGCAUAGAGCUCAUUUUAGGUGAAAAAUAAUAAAAAAAUGUUUUCUCAUAAAAGAACAUUCGGUAUUACAGACUUUAAAAAGGAAAAGUAAAUAAAUUGUAUUUUAUACUUUAAAGUAAAACAUAAAUGUAACCUUCUUAAUAAAUUAAUACUACAUAAAGAUACAAUAAUGAUAUUAAUAAAUGUAACUGAAAAGGUACAACGGUUUUAAUUUUAUUUAAUGUUUCAUAAUUAGUACUUUUAAAAGUACUAUCGGUUUUAUAACAUACACUAAUGAUAGGUUAGAAUGUAUAAGAAGUAAAGUGAAUAUUCAUGUUAAUUAUAAUAUUUACUUAAGCCGUGUGGUGACGGCAGAGUAGAAUACAUUUGUCACCAACCCCUACUCUUCCCGCGGGUGUCGUAAGAGGCGACUUAGGGACUACACAUCAAACAGAGAAUGGGCAGCAGCGCUCUCUGAAAAACAUCAAUCUUUUAAACUGCGAUCUCCAACCCGCCUGCCUAGCGUGGAGAUUAUGGCAAAACCCUCCACUAUAGUGGAGGAGGCUCAUAGUCCAGCAGUGGACUGUAAAGGGCUGUUGAUGAUAAUAUUUACUAAACUAAAAAUCAGAACGUUCUCAUGGUAAAUUUUCUCAAUCAUAUCAUAAUUUUAAAAGUCCAAUACUCAAUCCCAUCUCAAUAGAAAAAAUAUACAAAAAUAAAACUUUCACCAUCAAGACCGAAUGUUCCUUGCAAAGAACUAUUAUUUUCAAACGAAAAAAAAUCUUACAAAACUAGUUCAAAUUGGGAAAAAUAAUUUUUUUGCUUGUUUAGCAGUGUCUUAACUUAAAUUAUACUGGUCAGUAUUGCAAUUAAACUACGUUUACGUGAAGAAAAAAAAUUAAUCGCACAUCACGUCUUCUCGGACGAACCACCUUGUCAAAGAAAAAUGAUAAUUUGACAGUGACAUUUUGUUUUUUUUAUUUUAAUUAGUUCGGAUACCUGAUUUUGAAUACUUUAAGCCAUAGACUAUCACUCUUUUUUUUCGAUAGGCGCGAAUUUUUGAACUUAAAUUUAUCGCUAAAGUUUUAGUUCCUCUGAAGGCACAUCCGGCGAUACUUCGAAAUCACCUCCGAAAAUGUCUCGGCGUUACUGACUACAAAGUUUUAGUUCCUUCUGUGGCACAUCCGGGCUUACGAGGUUAUUACUUUUUAUUCAAACUGUUUCAAACAAAAAUAAAAAAUCCAAAUC
Ostrinia nubilalis (European corn borer) is the source of this 2504-nucleotide messenger RNA. It is a transcript of the gene RPA2, whose product is annotated as replication protein A 32 kDa subunit. Gene Ontology annotation, cellular component: DNA replication factor A complex; nucleus; chromosome, telomeric region. Gene Ontology annotation, biological process: nucleotide-excision repair; double-strand break repair via homologous recombination; DNA replication. The transcript has 6 exons. The record is from RefSeq and is a predicted model, not a curated record. Lineage: Eukaryota; Metazoa; Arthropoda; Insecta; Lepidoptera; Crambidae. Bases 156 to 953 code for a protein of 265 amino acids. Gene Ontology annotation, molecular function: single-stranded DNA binding.